This is a messenger RNA of Caenorhabditis remanei, 366 nucleotides long. RefSeq lists its product as uncharacterized. Bases 1 to 366 code for a protein of 121 amino acids. NCBI's taxonomy places the organism in Eukaryota, Metazoa, Nematoda, Chromadorea, Rhabditida, Rhabditidae. The record is from RefSeq and is a predicted model, not a curated record. The transcript has a single exon.
AUGGUACUCAAAAAGGAAAGGAAACAAAAAGAAGACGAACUGGAGCAGUCAGAGUUCCCGGAGGAAAGAAGUCUCUCGCCAUCAGGAAUGUCAGAUGAGCAACAAAAUGAAAAAAAUCAUCAGCUGUCGCGUAGGCUUCGAGGAGAUAGAAAUCGGAAACAUCAAAGAGGACCAUGUGGCCGCUCGCAGAGAAGAGGACCAUGUGGCACACAGGUGGUCGAUGGACGCAGGAGCCCAAUCAAAUUGCGUGCAAGACCACCGACUGAGGCUCCUACGACAAAUCAACGAGGAGGUGGCGGAAGAGGAGGAAGAACAAAUGGUGGAAGAGGAGCUAGAAGACAAUUUGGAAGAGGGAGAAAAAACUGA